AUGGCAUCAUUUCUUUAUCUACGUUUCUUUCUUUAUCGUUUUUUUUUCUAUUUGUGUAAUUUGUAUCUUUUAGAAAUUUUCUUUCUUUUAUUCUUCAUUUCUUUCACUCUUUGUUUUAUUCUAUUUUAUUUUUCCAUACAUUCAUUCUAUUUUUGUUUGUUUCUUUCCUUUCUGUUCAACUUCUUUCUAGUUAUGUCUUCCUUUCUCUCUUUAUUUCUUCUUCCUUUCUGUAUGAUUAGUUCUUUGUUUCUUUCUUUCUUUAGUAUUUUCUCUUUAUUCUUUAUUUUUUUCUUCUCCUUCCUACCUGUACUCCUUCGUUCUUUUCUUUUUUUCUAUAUUUUAGUAUUCUAUUCUGCCUUCUUAUCUCAUUUAUAUUUGUUAUCCUUUCGAUUUUUAACUCUUUUUCUUUAUUUAUUUAUUUUUCUUUCUUUCUUCUUCUUUCUUUCCUUCUUUCUUUAUUUUUCUUUCUUCUUCUUUCUUUCCUUCUUUCUUUCUUUCCUCUUUCUUUCCUUCUUUCUUUAUUUUUCUUUCUUCUUCUUUCUUUCCUUCUUUCUUUCUUUCUUUCUUCUUUCUUUCUUUCUUUCUUUCUUUCUUUCUUUCUUUCUUUCUUUCCGUUAA
Molecule: messenger RNA, 618 nt
Organism: Acanthosepion pharaonis
Lineage: Eukaryota; Metazoa; Mollusca; Cephalopoda; Sepiida; Sepiidae
Source: the annotation of a GenBank genome assembly